UCUGGACGGUUCUCUAGGUGGCGUUUACCAAUCUUUUAGGUAAACAACUUCGAAAAAAAUGAACACGGAAUCGCUGUUGAAUCAUAGUCCUGCAAAAAAGGACUACCGACAAUUGCACAAGAUGCUAAAAAGAAGAUGUGAGGAAAUUUCUAAGGACAACGAUGCCCUAUCAUCUCGGCUUAUUAAUUUGAAGCUUCUCAUUUAUAAAUCUGAAAAUCAAUGCAGAAAACUGCAAGAUCGGCUUGAGUAUCAUGGAGUUGAUUACAAUGCAGCAGCGAUCACUGCUGCCAAUAAUUAUACUGAAACUCCUGACUUUUUAAGCGAAAAGGCAGAAAAUAAUGGAAAAUCACGCCAGAAACAUAUCAGAAGGAAAAGAAAUAAAACAGCAACCCAGAAAAACUCUUCGGCUCUUCCUGAUUCUAAUUUGUGCCCUAUUAAGAUAUCUACUACAGAAUUUGAUGCAGAUUUGUCAAAUGGGUUUACCAUUGAAAAAGAUAACCUUAAUUCAUUAUGAUUUUGUUUUGUUGUAUUUGCUAUCCUAAUGUAAUGUGUAAUGUAUCAAGUU
This is a messenger RNA of Daphnia carinata, 565 nucleotides long. RefSeq lists its product as uncharacterized. The record is from RefSeq and is a predicted model, not a curated record. Bases 59 to 514 code for a protein of 151 amino acids. Lineage: Eukaryota; Metazoa; Arthropoda; Branchiopoda; Diplostraca; Daphniidae. The transcript is spliced from 4 exons.